This is a messenger RNA of Rangifer tarandus platyrhynchus (Svalbard reindeer), 1542 nucleotides long. The record is from the annotation of a GenBank genome assembly. NCBI's taxonomy places the organism in Eukaryota, Metazoa, Chordata, Mammalia, Artiodactyla, Cervidae.
AUGGCCUCCGGGAGCGUGGCCGAGUGCUUACAGCAGGAGACCACUUGCCCCGUGUGCCUGCAGUACUUUGUGGAGCCCAUGAUGCUCGACUGCGGCCACAACAUCUGUUGCGCCUGCCUCGCCCGCUGCUGGGGCGCGGCGGAGACCAAUGUGUCGUGUCCGCAGUGCCGGGAGACCUUCCCGCAGCGGCACAUGCGGCCCAACCGGCACCUGGCCAACGUGACCCAGCUGGUGAAGCAGUUGCGCACCGAACGGCCGUCGGGGCCCGGAGGCGAGAUGGGCGUGUGCGAGAAACACCGCGAGCCUCUGAAGCUGUACUGCGAGGAGGACCAGAUGCCCAUCUGUGUGGUGUGCGACCGCUCCCGCGAGCACCGCGGCCACAGCGUGCUGCCGCUCGAGGAGGCGGUGGAGGGCUUCAAGGAGCAAAUCCAGAACCAGCUGGACCACUUAAAAAGAGUGAAAGACUUAAAGAAGAGGCGACGGGCACAGGGAGAGCAGGCUCGAGCUGAACUCUUGAGCCUGACCCAGAUGGAGAGGGAGAAGAUUGUUUGGGAGUUUGAGCAGCUGUAUCACUCCUUGAAGGAGCAUGAGUAUCGCCUUUUGGCCCGUCUCGAGGAACUAGACUUGGCUAUCUACAACAGUAUCAAUGGUGCCAUCACUCAGUUCUCUUGCAACAUCUCCCACCUCAGCAACCUGAUCGCCCAGCUGGAAGAGAAACAGCAGCAACCCACCAGGGAGCUCCUGCAGGACAUCGGGGACACAUUGAGCAGGGCUGAAAGAAUCAGGAUUCCUGAACCCUGGAUCACACCUCCAGAUCUGCAAGAGAAAAUCCACAUUUUUGCUCAGAAGUGUCUGUUCUUGACUGAGAGUCUGAAGCAGUUCACAGAAAAAAUGCAGUCAGAUAUGGAGAAAAUCCAAGAAUUGAGAGAGGCCCAGUUAUACUCAGUGGAUGUGACUCUGGACCCAGACACAGCCUAUCCCAGCCUGAUCCUCUCUGAUAACCUGCGGCAAGUGCGGUACAGUUACCUCCAGCAGGAUCUGCCCGACAACCCUGAGCGGUUCAAUCUGUUUCCCUGUGUCCUAGGCUCUCCCUGCUUCAUCGCUGGGAGACACUAUUGGGAGGUAGAGGUGGGCGAUAAAGCCAAGUGGACCAUAGGUGUCUGUGAAGACUCGGUGUGCAGAAAAGGCGGGGUAACCUCGGCCCCCCAGAAUGGAUUCUGGGCAGUGUCCUUGUGGUAUGGGAAAGAAUACUGGGCUCUCACCUCCCCAAUGACUGCCCUCCCCCUGCGGACCCCUCUCCAACGGGUGGGGAUUUUCUUGGACUAUGAUGCUGGCGAGGUCUCCUUCUACAACGUGACAGAGAGGUGUCACACCUUUACUUUCUCUCAUGCUACCUUCUGUGGGCCUGUCCGGCCCUACUUCAGUCUGAGUUACUCUGGAGGGAAGAGCGCAGCUCCUCUGAUCAUCUGCCCCAUGAGUGGCAUCGAUGGGUUUUCUGGCCAUGUUGGGAAUCAUGGUCAUUCCAUGGAGACCUCCCCUUGA